Molecule: messenger RNA, 4296 nt
Organism: Meleagris gallopavo (turkey)
Lineage: Eukaryota; Metazoa; Chordata; Aves; Galliformes; Phasianidae
Source: RefSeq, a predicted model, not a curated record
UACAUUACUUUUUCAGAGGACCAAAUUCCCCGUGGUUUCCCCACCAUUGAUAUGGGUCCCCAGCUGAAGGUGGUCGAACGAACUCGUACAGCUACCAUGUUAUGUGCAGCCAGUGGUAAUCCUGAUCCCGAAAUAACUUGGUUCAAAGAUUUCUUACCUGUUGACACAAGCAACAACAAUGGCCGCAUCAAGCAAUUACGAUCAGGUGCCCUCCAAAUUGAACUGAGUGAAGAAUCUGACCAAGGCAAAUAUGAAUGUGUUGCAACCAACAGUGCGGGUACACGCUAUUCUGCCCCUGCCAAUCUAUAUGUCAGAGUUCGACGGGUCCCACCAAGGUUCUCGAUCCCCCCCACCAAUCAUGAGAUCAUGCCUGGCGGGAGUGUAAAUAUCACGUGUGUUGCAGUGGGGUCACCAAUGCCAUAUGUUAAAUGGAUGCUAGGAGCAGAAGAUUUGACACCUGAGGAUGAUAUGCCAAUAGGGAGAAACGUCCUUGAGCUUAACGAUGUCAGGCAGUCUGCAAACUAUACUUGUGUUGCUAUGUCUACCCUUGGUGUUAUAGAAGCAAUAGCACAGAUAACUGUCAAAGCCUUACCUAAACCUCCUGGAACACCUGUGGUGACAGAAAGCACAGCAACAAGCAUAACAUUGACUUGGGACUCUGGAAAUCCUGAGCCAGUUUCUUACUACAUAAUCCAACACAAGCCUAAGAACUCUGAAGAGCCAUAUAAAGAAAUUGAUGGUGUUGCCACAACACGCUAUAGUGUGGCUGGACUAAGCCCAUAUUCAGAGUAUGAAUUUCGGGUAGUUGCUGUAAAUAACAUUGGACGAGGGCCACCCAGUGAGCCUGUGUCAACAAGGACUUCAGAGCAAGCACCUUCAAGUGCACCACGCAAUGUACAGGCCCGUAUGUUGAGCUCUACCACGAUUUUGGUACAGUGGGAAGAACCUGAGGAACCUAACGGACAAAUACAAGGUUACAGAGUUUAUUAUACUAUGGACCCUACUCAACAUGUCAACAGCUGGCUGAAACACAAUGUGGCUGACAGCCAUAUCACUACUAUUGGGAAUCUCGUGCCCCAGAAAACAUACUCUGUGAAGGUUCUUGCUUUUACUUCUGUUGGGGAUGGACCACUUUCCAGUGACAUUCAAGUCAUCACUCAAACAGGAGGUAAGGCUGUAGUGAACAAAAAGGCAAAAGUCAUAGGUGGGACAGGUGCCUGUAAUUUUGUUUUAUCCAAUGAUGUUGUUCCAGUUCCUAGUGGUCCUCCUCGCAAAGUCGAGGUAGAGGCUGUCAACUCUACUGCUGUUAAAGUGUCAUGGCGCUCACCUGUACCCAAUAAGCAGCAUGGUCAAAUUCGAGGAUACCAGGUCCACUAUGUAAGAAUGGAAAAUGGAGAGCCGAGGGGUCAGCCCAUGCUGAAGGACAUCAUGCUGGCUGAUGCACAGUGGGAAUACGAUGAUACUACUGAACAUGAAAUGAUAAUUUCUGGACUUCAGCCUGACACUACAUACUCCUUCACUGUGACAGCCUACACAACAAAAGGUGAUGGAGCACGCAGCAAGCCCAAACUUGUAUCUACUACUGGUGCAGUUCCAGGCAAACCUCGUCUUGUGAUUAGCCACACACAGAUGAAUACAGCUCUAAUUCAGUGGCACCCUCCUGUGGACACCUUUGGCCCGUUGCAGGGUUACCGCCUGAAAUUUGGUCGCAAGGAUGUGGAUACAUUUACAACCAUGGAGUUCUCAGAAAAGGAAGAUCACUUCACAGCUACAGACAUUCACAAAGGAGCUUCUUACGUCUUCAGGCUGUCAGCUAGAAAUAAAGUGGGCUUUGGGGAGGAGAUGGUUAAAGAGAUUUCUGUUCCUGAAGAAGUACCCAGUGGAUUUCCUCAAAAUCUCCACUCAGAAAGCUCUACUUCUACGUCAGUUCAAUUAACUUGGCAGAUGCCACUCUUGGCAGAGAGAAAUGGCAUUAUCACCAAAUAUACCAUCUUGUACAGAGAUAUCAAUGUUGCUUACCAGCCAAUAGAACUCCCUGUUGUUCCUGCUGAUACCACUAUGACACUUUCUGGCUUAAAACCAGAUACCACAUAUGAUGUAAAAGUACGUGCCCACACAAGCAAAGGGCCUGGUCCAUAUAGUCCAAGUGUUCAGUUCAGGACACUACCCGUGGAUCAAGCAGUGUUUGCAAAAAAUUUUCAUGUUAAAGCAGUAAUGAAGACUUCAGUUUUACUGUCUUGGGAGAUUCCAGAAAACUACAACUCAGCUUUGCCUUUCAAAAUCCUUUAUGAUGACGGCAAAAUGGUGAUGGAGGUUGAUGGACGUGCUACUCAAAAACUGAUCACUAAUUUGAAGCCAGAGACAUCGUAUUCAUUUGUGCUGACAAAUAGAGGGAACAGUGCUGGAGGUCUUCAGCACAGAGUGACAGCAAAGACUGCACCAGAUGUGCUUCGCACCAAGCCAGUCUUCAUUGGAAAAACAAACUUAGAUGGCAUGAUAACUGUGGAACUUCCAGAAGUACCUUCAAACGAGAAUAUAAAAGGCUAUUACAUAGUUAUUGUGCCUUUGAAGAGAUCUCGUGGAAAAUUUAUCAAACCAUGGGAAAGUCCAGAUGAAAUGGAACUAGAUGAGCUGCUUAAAGAGAUAGCUAGGAAACGCAGAAGCAUUCGUUUUGGGAGGGAAGCUGAAUUAAAGCCGUAUAUUGCAGCUCACUUUGAAGUUCUUCCUACGGAGUUCACACUGGGGGAUAAGAAGCAUUAUGGUGGCUUUGAGAAUAAACAACUGCAAACUGGUCAAGAAUAUGUUUUCUUUGUGUUGGCUGUAAUGGAGCACUCAGAAUCUACUAUGUAUGCAACCAGUCCAUACUCUGAUCCAGUUGUGUCCAUGGAUCUCGAUCCCCAACCAAUUACAGAUGAGGAAGAAGGCUUGAUCUGGGUUGUAGGACCAGUUCUUGCAGUGGUAUUUAUCAUCUGUAUUGUUAUAGCAAUACUUCUUUAUAAAAGGGUAAUUGGACCUCUAAACACCUUAGUUGAGUUUCCAGACUCUGUUUUGUGCAUGUCUCAAGUGCCUGUAUGCAUACCAGGCAGUGACUAUAUCAAUGCCAACUACAUAGAUGGAUACAGAAAACAGAAUGCAUAUAUAGCAACACAAGGGGCAUUGCCAGAAACCUUUGGAGACUUCUGGAGAAUGAUGUGGGAGCAACGUGGUGCAACUGUCGUCAUGAUGACAAAAUUGGAAGAGAGGUCCCGGGUGAAGUGUGAUCAGUACUGGCCAAGCAGAGGCACAGAAACUUAUGGACUCAUCCAAGUGACCCUUUUAGACACGGUUGAAUUGGCAACAUACUGUGUUCGUACAUUCGCACUUUACAAGAAUGGUUCAAGUGAGAAAAGGGAAGUGAGGCAAUUCCAGUUCACUGCCUGGCCUGACCAUGGUGUUCCAGAACACCCAACGCCAUUCUUAGCUUUCCUGAGACGUGUCAAGACCUGUAACCCACCUGAUGCUGGUCCGAUGGUAGUGCAUUGCAGUGCUGGAGUCGGCAGGACUGGCUGUUUCAUUGUGAUAGAUGCCAUGUUAGAGAGAAUAAAGCAUGAAAAGACUGUAGAUAUUUAUGGCCACGUAACUCUAAUGAGAGCUCAAAGGAAUUACAUGGUUCAAACUGAGGACCAGUACAUCUUUAUCCAUGAUGCACUGCUGGAAGCAGUGACAUGUGGAAAUACCGAAGUGCCAGCCAGAAACCUGUAUGCAUAUAUUCAGAAGCUGACACAGAUAGAAACAGGAGAGAAUGUCACAGGAAUGGAACUGGAAUUUAAGCGUCUUGCUAGCUCUAAGGCUCACACUUCAAGAUUCAUCAGUGCCAAUCUUCCUUGUAACAAAUUCAAGAAUCGCCUUGUCAAUAUUAUGCCAUAUGAGUCUACAAGAGUAUGCUUGCAACCAAUCCGAGGAGUGGAAGGGUCUGAUUAUAUUAAUGCCAGUUUUGUCGAUGGAUACAGACAACAAAAAGCUUACAUAGCUACACAGGGUCCUUUGGCAGAAACAACUGAAGAUUUCUGGAGGAUGCUGUGGGAGCAUAAUUCUACAAUUGUGGUCAUGCUUACUAAGUUACGAGAAAUGGGCAGAGAAAAAUGCCAUCAAUAUUGGCCUGCAGAGCGUUCAGCCAGAUAUCAGUAUUUUGUGGUAGAUCCAAUGGCAGAGUACAACAUGCCACAGUAUAUUCUAAGGGAAUUCAAAGUUACAGAUGCAAGGGUAAGUUGCAGCAGCAUUACUCUUUCACAUAAUUUUUAAAGAGUAUUUAAACUC